UGCAACAGAAUGGGGUACGACACAGCUCCUACUCGGCAUCAAGGAAAAAUCUGUAUAUUAACAAAAAUACGAAGGUUAUCUGUCAGGGUUUUACAGGCAAACAGGGCACCUUCCACAGCCAGCAGGCAUUGGACUAUGGCACCAAUCUAGUUGGAGGAAUUUCUCCAGGGAAAGGGGGAAAAACUCAUCUGGGUCUGCCUGUGUUUAAUUCUGUGAAGGAGGCCAAAGAACAAACCGGUGCUUCUGCCACUGUUAUAUAUGUACCUCCUCCGUUUGCUGCUGCUGCGAUCAAUGAAGCAAUCGAUGCAGAAAUGCCCUUAGUUGUAUGCAUAACUGAAGGUAUUCCCCAGCAGGACAUGGUUCGGGUUAAACACAGACUGCUUCGGCAGGAUAAGACUCGACUAGUGGGUCCCAACUGCCCUGGAGUCAUCAAUGUAAGUGACUUCUGCAUUNNNAUCAUGCCUGGUCACAUUCACAAGAAGGGAAGAAUUGGUAUCGUGUCAAGAUCUGGAACUCUGACAUAUGAAGCUGUUCAUCAAACAACACAAGUGGGAUUGGGACAGUCUUUCUGCGUUGGGAUUGGAGGUGAUCCCUUCAAUGGAACUAAUUUUAUUGACUGCCUUGAUGUCUUCCUGAAGGAUCCUCAUACUGAGGGGAUCAUAUUGAUUGGGGAAAUUGGAGGAAAUGCUGAAGAAGAUGCAGCAGCAUUCUUGAAAGAAAAUAAUACUGGUCCAAACGCCAAGCCGGUGGUGUCAUUCAUAGCGGGUCUGACUGCUCCUCCAGGCAGGCGCAUGGGUCAUGCUGGUGCAAUCAUUGCUGGAGGCAAGGGUGGAGCUAAAGAGAAGAUAGCAGCUCUUCAGAGCGCCGGAGUUGUUGUGAGCAUGUCUCCUGCUCAGCUAGGUAGCACCAUCUACAAGGAGUUUGAGAAAAGGAAAUUGCUCUAAGAGAAGACGCUUUGGAAUACUGUCUCCAAAACAUCAGUGCAGCACCUGGCCUUCACUUAUCUUUUGUCUGCUCAUCUUCAGUUGCCCAAAUGAAUGACAUUGGUCUUUGAAUUCGACUUGGAAGCCAUAAACCUCCUGGCUAAACCUGUUUUGUUGUCUCCUUGGUUCAGGCGUGAUCACCUCAUUGUAAAUCACAGCAAAUUAAUAAAUCUACUACUAAAUCUGAUUCAUCUUUUGAAUUCCUGAAACAGAGCUGUUUCUUCAACCAUCACAAACAAAAUAAUCAGCCUUGAAGGUCUGAAUCUUUUUUAACUUAAGCACUGCCCAUUUUAAGGUAAAGUAGCUUAUAGAGAUGCUUUUAAGGGUCAAGGCACUGACUUUACGCACAUAUCACACUUUGCGUUAUUUUUAAAAAAUCCAAUCUUACUUGUUUCUUACUGGCAAGUGUGUUUAUUUUAACAAUAGGCCAAAGUUUCCGUCCAUUAAACCAAAGCUGCUGGAUCUGAAGGAAUUGCUUGUUGAUCCAUGUAGCUGGAUAUGCCUGAAGUCCAGACUUUCCUUUCAAGGCUGAUGAGCCAUGCACAGUGUAGUCCUCUACUGACAGGGAAUUCUGCUUUUGCAUGGAGAGAUAGAAUUUUGAUUCACAAAAGUGAAUCUAAUUUUCCAU
Tauraco erythrolophus (red-crested turaco) is the source of this 1611-nucleotide messenger RNA. NCBI's taxonomy places the organism in Eukaryota, Metazoa, Chordata, Aves, Musophagiformes, Musophagidae. The record is from RefSeq and is a predicted model, not a curated record.